GUCCGCCGGCCAACGGAGAGCUAUUGUCCUGUCCUGUAGUGUUAGCUGUUGUGCGCUCAGCGCUGUUUUGUACCAGAAAUUUCUACCUUGUGCCGCCGGCCAGCGCUGUUUUAGGGAAUCGUGUCUACUCAUUCUUGAGAAGGGAAAACAAGCGUUCUAUCCAAGGUAAAUUGGUAUAUUCCACACUCCUUCGUUUCAAGGAUCGUUUCAUUCAUCCAGGUACAUUACGCCGGCCAAACCAAAGGUACACACUACUAAAUCAACGGCAGUUCAACCUCACGAACGCGGGAAUCGGCCAAGCUCCGUCGACAAAUUUCAGCGGCAGCCCACUGAAUAGUCUGAGUGGGCAUACACUAGCGUUAAGAAAGCAGAAAGUAUCCAUGCCUCCAGAGAUUUCUCACGAUUUCACCUCAGCAACAGGCAGAGAGGCACACGCUAAAACCGGCAAAGAUGGCCCACCAGCAGCUCGAGUAGAUCCUGCCGCUCGGCAGGACUCAAGCGCCAUUAUGGCACACGCGGUGUUCACCCUCGGCCUACCGCCAUGCAGGGGGAAAUCAAGCAAGAACAGUUGCCCGAUCAAGAGGCAGAUUACCACCUCCAAUGAGGCUAAGGACAGCCCGAGAGUCGGCACAGUGACUCCUGGGGAGUUGUCCAAGCGGCUGGACAGCAACUGUCCCACCACAAUUGUCGUCGAUUGCCGAUCUUUCCUGGCCUAUAACAAGAAACACAUCGAGGGGGCAGUGAACGUGAACUGCACCAACUGCUUCACCAAGCGGCGAUUGCAGCAGGGCAAGCUAUCAAUCAACGAUCUGGCUACCUCUGACGAAGGCAGGGAGGCUCUGUGUUCCCGAUCGGAUAAGGACGUGGUGGUUUACGACGAGGACACUCAAGUAAUUGACGACCUACCGUCAAACCAUUCAACACUCCUGGUUCUCAACUCACUCCGCAAUGAAGGAACGAGGGCUAGCCUUCUAAAAGGAGGUCUAAAGGACUUUCAAAACCAAUUCGGGAGCUUGUGCAAGAGCGUCGUCGAGAAGGCCCCCACGACGGCAGAAACGACAAUCUGCCGGCCCGCGGCCGAGGUUAUCUCUGGCGUGGACUACACCACGGCCAAACAGAAAGAGAUCGACAUCCCGGCCACACAGCUGCUGACGUUCCUGUACGUGGGCAAUGAGAAGGACGCAGCCGACCUGGACUUCCUCCAGCAGGAAAGGAUCGGCAACGUCCUGAAUGUGACCCAGUCGGUGCCUUGUUUCCACCAGGAGACCACAAACAUCAAUUACAGGCGAAUAAGCGUGCGCGACAACUCCUUGGCCAACCUCAAGAGGCACUUCGAAGAGGCUUUCGUCUUCAUCGAGGCCGCUCGCAAACGCCACGAGAAAGUCCUUAUUCACUGCAGCGCCGGCAUCUCAAGAUCCUCCACGAUCGCCAUAGCCUACAUCAUGAGGUACCGCGGCAUGCCAAUGGCCAAAGCUUACAAUCUGGUCAAGUCCCGGCGAGCCAUCAUCAACCCGAACCUCAACUUUGUAGGUCAGCUGGCGGCGUACGAGAAGACGAUUUCCUCGUCCAUUCCCGCGCAGUGUGCCCGUCAGAUCAAGAGACGCACGGCUUCGCCUCACCCCGCGCCGCCACCGCUCGAAACAGCUCUGUAGAACUGAGAACCUGAGAACUCAAGCGGCGGCAACCCUCGCCACCUUGGCAAAAGACUCGUGUUAUGAUAACCUCUACGUCGUUUUUGUACUGAAAGUGACAGUGUCUUCAACUACGAUAAACUCAUCUUUGGAACGAUCGCGAAAUGCGAUCCCACAGACUUAAAUCCACAGAGACCCUAUGCAAUGCAACUUGACAUUGAACUCUGAUGGUGCGUCACUCGCUCAUACACCGACAGCGGGAAACCAUUAAUUAUACGAAGGGCAAACAAGACAUAAACAUGGCGACCCCGCUUAAUGAGAACUGGAUUUGUCUCAGCUCCAGAAGUGGUUAGCACUGACGUGUGCCCACGAUCCGCACGCACGAACUAUAUACGUGCUUUUGGAAGCAGGCUUUUUAUACUGCAGAAAGCUUAAGAACUCUAGUUUUUUAAACCACUUAAGUAAAUUUAACAACGCGCUGCUAUUGGUCGUUGUGGAAAGAGGAAGUGCAAUAACCUUUUCGUCAUUCCAAAGAACUCUAAAAGAGAUUUUGCUUUUCUCCCAUGCUUUCAAUUCUUCGCGGGAGGAAAGUGGUACCUGCAUGAACAGAAUUACCAGUUUGGCCAAGGCGAUGGCUGUUAUUAAACUAUUCGAAACUUGUUGGCAGCUUCAUGCUUCUGAAGACAUAGUUAUGUUGGUUACUUCGCCUGCACAAAAAAGAAAUGUCAUUAACCAUUGUGCAGUUUCUAUAUUGAGUUUCAUUCGUUCAGUAAUUUUCACAUUUUUAUUUCAUCCCAUCCAUUUCAAACCAUCCGAAGUUAACACAAAUUCGUCGUUUUGGAAAAACGGAUCUUUUAAAGCUGUUAAAACAGCAGUUCGAAGCUUUAAAAAUGUCUUCCCUUUUCGUUAAUAUUUUAAAAAUUCAAUUUCAUCCUAUAGUUGUGCACGCAUACAAAGAAUGCACGUUUGGUCCUCGACAAGUAUCUAGAUGUAUUUGAAGUGUGCAUUGUCAAAACAGGUCUUUACAUGUAGAACUCAAUACCCACUUCCAACAAUAAAAUUUACACUAAACGACAUUUUUUUCCAGAAUCGCAGGCAGAACUGCGUAUAUUUUUGAAGUGGAAUGUCUGAUCUUACAAGAGCCCUUUCUCGAGAAGUGUUGAAUCUCUCUUUGCGAUUUUUGGAUACAAAACAUGUACUUCAUUAAUGUCACGUCAACAGACCACCAAACAAUAGAUAGAGGGUAACUGGUACCAGUUCAUCGCUGAUGACACAUUGCGGAUGUUAUGCGACUGCUGUAGCGGAUGCUAAGCAGGAAACCAGUGGCAUCGGUCGAUAACCGUGUUGUUUUUUCUUGGUUGUGUAAGUGGUUUUUACCCAAGAAAAAUAUAACCUCCCAAGUAUAAAUCAUUUAUCGAGUGGAACAAUUUUUUUUUCCCUUUCAGUAGGAUUAAUUCAUCACAAAUGGUUUUCAUAACAUGGGAUUCAUAAACAUGUAGUUAUUUUGUAUAUCAUGCUUGUGGCAAGAGAAAAAGAUCAGAUCAUCAAAUGAAAAAAAAUGAACUGUUA
Acanthaster planci (crown-of-thorns starfish) is the source of this 3200-nucleotide messenger RNA. It is a transcript of the gene dusp10, whose product is annotated as dual specificity phosphatase 10. Gene Ontology annotation, cellular component: cytoplasm; cytosol. Lineage: Eukaryota; Metazoa; Echinodermata; Asteroidea; Valvatida; Acanthasteridae. Gene Ontology annotation, molecular function: MAP kinase tyrosine/serine/threonine phosphatase activity; MAP kinase tyrosine phosphatase activity; protein tyrosine/threonine phosphatase activity. The record is from RefSeq and is a predicted model, not a curated record. Gene Ontology annotation, biological process: negative regulation of MAPK cascade; peptidyl-tyrosine dephosphorylation.